This is a messenger RNA of Penicillium olsonii, 1497 nucleotides long. The record is from the annotation of a GenBank genome assembly. NCBI's taxonomy places the organism in Eukaryota, Fungi, Ascomycota, Eurotiomycetes, Eurotiales, Aspergillaceae.
AUGGCGGACAAUGCGCCAAUCGAUAUAAUCCGGUCUCAUCAGGACGAUCUGGAUCGGGAGAGUGCACGACAAGAACAGAAAUUGCGCCCCCACUCGGUAGCACCCGAGGAUGAAAAAUAUGAGCGCGACGUGCCCCCAGAUGGCGGGUACGGCUGGGUCUGCGUGGCCUGUGUCUUUUGGAUCAAUGCGCAUACCUGGGGCAUUAAUAGUAGCUACGGCGUCUUCUUGAGUCACUAUCUCUCUCACAAUGUCUUUCCCAAUACGUCGGCGCUCUCCUACGCCUUUACAGGUGGAUUGAGUAUCUCGUGUGCCCUGCUGGUAGCACCUCUAGCCACGCAUUUCAUUCAUAAAUGGGGCACGCGAUUCGUGCUCAAUCUAGGCGUUUUCUUCGAGACCCUCUCUCUGAUUGGAUCGUCCUUCGCCACUCUCAAAUGGCACAUUUUCCUCAGUCAAGGUGUCUGUUUCGGCUGGGGAAUGGGUUUCCUCUUCGUGGGCAGCGUGGGAAUCGCCCCGCAGUGGUUCAACAAGCGUCGCAGUGUCGCAAUGGGCAUCACGGCCGCAGGCUCGGGUCUCGGAGGUCUGAUCUACUCUCUGGCAGUUGGUGCCAUCAUCCCACGCUACGGACUGGGCUGGGCUUUCCGCAUCUUGGGCAUCAUUUCCUGCGUCGUGAACUUGGUCUGUUGUAAUCUCCUCCGAGACCGCAACAAGGCUGUUGGCAGCAGGUUCACGGCCUUUCAUCUGCCCCUGCUGCGUCGCCCGGAGUUCUUGCUCUUUUUGGGAUGGGGCGUGUUUAGCAUGCUGGGCUAUGUGGCCCUAUUGUUCAGUGUUGCGAACUUCGCCCUGUCUGUGGGCCUUUCUUCCCACCAGGGCAGUAUCGUUUCUGCCUUGCUGAACCUCGGACAGGGCCUUGGUCGUCCGUGUGUAGGCAUGUUCAGUGAUCGGUUGGGUCGCAUUAAUAUCGCCACUCUGCUUACCUUCCUCUGCGGCCUGUUCUGCCUUGUUAUUUGGACCUCUGCCGAUAACAUGGGUGUUGUAUGCUUCUUUGCCAUCUUGGUGGGCACUGUCUCUGGCACAUAUUGGGCUACUGUAUCCCCAGUGCUGGUAGAGAUCAUCGGCAUCAGAGACCUUCCGUCCGGCUUGAGCAUCACUUGGCUCAUGCUGGUCUCCCCGUGUACUGUCUCUGAAGCCAUUGCACUUCAGCUGCGCAGCAGCACCUCUGGUGGUACUUCGUAUCUUCGGGUCCAAAUAUUUACCGGAUUCAUGUAUAUUGGUGCUGCCUUGUGCCUCUGGCUGGUGCGUGGGUGGAAAGUUGGCGAGGUCGAGCGUGCUCAGCGCCAGGAUGCCAUUGUACCUGUCACCCCCUUGACAAGCACUGGUGAAAAAGAAACGACUGGGUCCCCUGCAGAUAUUCAAAGUGCGGAAUCCAUGGAGACUGUACCGCAGAUAUGGGCUCCCUUCAGUCUGAUACGCCGAAUGGUAGCUAUGAGACGGGUUUGA